AUUACAACAAACACAAUUAUAGGCAUAUUUUUUGAUCUGAUUUUUUCAAGAAAGAUCCAUUCUAUUGCCGUUUCUCUCGUCAUAUAUUUCUCCAUUUGGACAGACUGCUUUGACAGAGAAAACAGAGAACAAUAUCAACAACAAACAUGUACAUCAUAUCACCUUUUAUUUUAUUUUUUUAGCUAAAACCUUCUCUUUUUCCCGUUAAUGGAGAUUUUUAAAUGGAAGACACCACAAUAUGGACACACUGGUCAUCAAAACCCCAAAGAAAUCUCCAUUGAUAUUGAGAAUGGUGGUUCUACUCUUUUCCAUGGUUUGUGGAGUAUAUAUAUGCUCGAUCUGUUUGAAGCAAUUAAGUCCCCACACUAAGGCUAAGUUCUUAAACAUCAAAGUUAUUGAGCAUGAAAAGUUUUGUCCCUUUUCGGGUGAUCUUUACAUGCAUUAUCCAAAACCUCAAACAUUCAGAAGGGAAGAAUGUGGCUGCAACCCUGUUGGGUACUUUGCUAUACUAUCAAUGCAGAGAUCUGGGAGUGGAUGGUUUGAGACUUUGUUGAAUAAUCACACCAAUGUUAGUUCAAAUGGGGAGAUUUUCUCCGUAAAGGAAAGGAGGAGUAACAUCUCUUCGAUUCUAAAGACAAUGGAUAAAGUUUAUAACCUUGACUGGUUUACUAGUGCUUCCAAGAAUGAGUGUUCUGCUGCUGUUGGGUUCAAAUGGAUGCUAAAUCAGGGUUUGAUGGAGCAUCACGAAGAGAUAACUGAGUACUUCAAAAAGAAAGGAGUGUCUGCCAUAUUCCUUUUGAGAAGAAAUUUACUCAGGAGAAUGAUUUCUGUACUCGCAAAUUCUUAUGAUAAAGAUGCUAAGCUACUAAAUGGAACCCACAAGUCUCACGUGCAUUCACCAUUGGAGGCUCAAAUACUUGCAAAAUACAAGCCAAAGAUUAACGACACAUUAAUGAUAAAAGAACUGAACAAAGCAAAUGAGACAACAACCAGAGCAUUAGAAUAUUUCAAGACAACUCGUCAUAUGGUUCUUUACUAUGAAGAUGUUAUCAACAACCGGACCAAGCUGAAAGACGUUCAGGAGUUUCUAAAGUUACCUUACAAAGAGCUUAAGAGCCGUCAGGUUAGGAUACACACCGCCCCUUUGUGGGAUCAAGUCCAGAACUGGCAUGAUAUCCGGAAUGCACUCAAUGGGACAUCAUUUGAGACAUUUCUUCAUUAAAAUUUACUAAGGCUUAAUGCAAGACGGUGUAAAUAUCAAUUUCAUUUCAGCAUCAAUUUUUGCUCAAGAGAGAUUCUAGUUACCAUUCCCAUUUCUGGUGUAUUUAUAUAAAGCAAUUUGUGGAAACAGAAAAAUAUGUUUCCAGACAACUGUUUUUACUUGAGAUGUAACUAAACUAUCUACCUAUGCUGCCAAACAACACGUUCAAAUUAAUCUCUUUCCAACAGUUUGUCUUAAUGACAAAAA
Cannabis sativa is the source of this 1468-nucleotide messenger RNA. RefSeq lists its product as uncharacterized. Lineage: Eukaryota; Viridiplantae; Streptophyta; Magnoliopsida; Rosales; Cannabaceae. The record is from RefSeq and is a predicted model, not a curated record. The coding region runs from base 239 to 1222 and encodes 327 amino acids. The transcript has 6 exons.